AUGAGCGGCGCCAGCAUCACAGCAGUGUCGUGGUGUUUUGGUGGUGUGGCCCUGGGGGUCGUGGCGGUCCGGUUAUACACACGCGUGGUGGCUCUGCGACGUGCUGGCUGGGAUGACACCUUCAUCACUUUGUCACUGGCAAGUGCCCUGAUAUGUUCAGCCCUGGUUCAAGUCGCCGUUUCUUACGGACUAGGACGCCAUCUGAACGACAUUUCGAAUCCGGAUCAGCAAGUUCAGGCGAUCAAGUACACAGUCAUAGCACCCAACUUCUCUGUGAUCAGCACCACAACUGGUAAGAUAAGUGUGACUAUCUUCCUACUCCGGCUCAUGGGGCAAUCUGCAUCCGCGCCGCGCCGAUGGUUCCUAUAUAUCCUCAUGGUAGUUUCCAUAGCGUGGAAUGUGCUGGCUAUCGUGGCCAUCAUUGGAUUCUGCCGACCCUCAGAGCGUAUCUGGAAUCAGAAGGUAGAAGGUUCCUGCUUCAGUCUCAACUUUCAAUUGGUUGCCGGGAUAUCCCAGGCAGCCUUUAACGCGUUCAACGAUCUGGCCCUCGCCCUUUUCCCAGCGUAUAUCUUUUGGCGCGUCCAGCUCGCCUUCAAGAUGAAGUUCGCAAUAAUCUCCGUCAUGGGAGCCGGUAUCUUUGCCGCGGCGGCCACGGUGGUCAAGUGCAUUCUGCUCAAGAACCUUCCCGCCCAUGCCGACAUCACCUGGUCUUGGGCCGACAUCACUAUCUGGUAUACGAUCGAGGUGACUAUCCCUGCACUAUCCACGCAACCCCAGCUCAUUGACACAAUUAGAUUGGUGCUGCAACGCUCCCGCAAGAGUUCGGCGUACAUGCGCUCAGAAUCGACCCCUCGACAGAAACCAAUCCCCCUUUUCCGCCGUGCCCCAGAUGCUUCGUUAUUCGCCACUCAAACCGAGACAAAAGUCGACCGAGGAGACAGCCGUCAUUCCAGUCAGGAGAAUAUAUUGGGAAAUACCGGAAUACACAAGACGACAGAGGUUCGCGUGUCUCAAGAGCCUCGACAGGAAAAUGAGGGAAACUCGCAUUUCCCUCAAUUGACUCCCUCCUGGGGGCCUUCAAAUAGGCCUUCAUGUGGAAAAUGA
Messenger RNA from Penicillium coprophilum, 1104 nucleotides. RefSeq lists its product as uncharacterized. The transcript is spliced from 5 exons. NCBI's taxonomy places the organism in Eukaryota, Fungi, Ascomycota, Eurotiomycetes, Eurotiales, Aspergillaceae. Bases 1 to 1104 code for a protein of 367 amino acids. The record is from RefSeq and is a predicted model, not a curated record.